UUGCUGACCCCUGCCUCAGAUCCUUAAUGGCCUGGUCUUUUAUUGCAGCAGAAAUAAAAUUUAUUGAAUGUUUUUGAACCACUGAGGUUUCUUGGGAUGCCUAUUGCUUUUAGUAGCAUGGUACAAUACAAUUCUACUGUCCACAAUCAAAUCCCUCGCUCUAUAAAGUCCAUUCCUCUUCCAGCAUCUACGUUUAUCGAAGCCGUGAAAAAGUGUUUCCUUCAGUUCUAUUUUCUUGAUAGGAUAAUGGCAGGAAAAGUCAAAUGGGUUACUGACAUAGAGAAAUCUGUGCUUAUAAACAACUUUGAGAAGAGGGGAUGGGUCCAAGUGUCAGAAAAUGAAGACUGGAAUUUUUACUGGAUGAGUGUGCAAACUAUUCGAAAUGUUUUCAGCGUGGAGACUGGUUACCGCCUCUCUGAUGACCAGAUUGUCAACCACUUCCCAAAUCACUAUGAGCUCACCCGAAAGGACUUAAUGGUCAAAAAUAUUAAGAGGUACAGGAAGGAAUUAGAAAAAGAAGGUAGCCCCCUUGCAGAGAAAGAUGAAAAUGGAAAAUACCUUUACUUAGACUUUGUGCCUGUCACCUUUAUGCUCCCAGCUGAUUACAAUUUAUUUGUUGAAGAAUUCCGGAAAAACCCUUCCAGUACUUGGAUUAUGAAACCCUGCGGAAAAGCUCAAGGGAAAGGAAUAUUCCUUAUCAACAAACUUUCCCAAAUUAAAAAAUGGUCUCGAGACAGCAAAACAUCCACGUUUAUAUCUCAGUCCUCUAAAGAAGCUUAUGUGAUUUCUCUGUAUAUCAACAAUCCUCUACUGAUAGGUGGCAAGAAAUUUGACCUUCGCCUGUAUGUUUUAGUGUCUACUUACCGUCCUCUGAGAUGCUACAUGUAUAAACUUGGGUUUUGUCGCUUUUGCACAGUAAAAUACACACCAAGUACAAGUGAAUUAGACAACAUGUUUGUGCAUCUUACCAAUGUUGCCAUUCAGAAGCAUGGGGAUGAUUACAACCACAUCCAUGGUGGGAAAUGGACGGUGAGCAAUCUGCGCUUGUAUUUAGAAAGCACUCGUGGGAAAGAGGUCACCAACAAGCUGUUUGAUGAAAUUCACUGGAUAAUUGUGCAGUCACUGAAAGCCGUUGCACCUGUAAUGAACAAUGAUAAACACUGCUUUGAAUGUUACGGAUAUGACAUCAUCAUUGAUGACAAGCUAAAGCCAUGGCUUAUUGAGGUCAACGCUUCUCCAUCUCUUACUUCUAGUACUGCCAAUGAUCGUAUCCUCAAAUACAAUCUUAUUAAUGAUACACUUAACAUUGCUGUCCCUAACGGGGAAAUUCCAGACUGUAAAUGGAAUAAAUCUCCCCCCAAAGAAGCCCUUGGACAUUAUGAGAUUUUAUACGAUGAAGAGAUGGCGCAAAGUGAAGUGUCAGAUCGUGAUUUGAGAAGUCGCUCUGGGCAGUCCAUUGGAUUGAAGGGAACUCGAACCAGAGAGACUGGAAAAUCAGGGCCCCUUACAUGGAAGUAGCUGCAGAAUGAAGUGUAGACUGACGCUUCCUGAGAUUCAGGGCUGUGGUUUUUGUAGGCAGUUUGCUUGAAAUGGAUGCUCAGAUUUUGGAUGACCUCCUUCCUGUUUGCAAAAUGCUUUUAUGGGGGAAGUAAUGUUGCGCAAAGAGGACAGAAUAGUUUUCUGUCCGGCAGUGACAAGUACAUUGAAGGACUGGACAAAAUUGGUUUAUUAGCAUGUAUAUAAACAGUUAUUAAUCAGUUCAUUGCAGUUUUACUGCAGGACUGUUAUGUUGCAUGUUGUAUGAAAUAGUUGUAUUAAUAUAUACUAUGACUUAAUAUAAUUGGAAAUGAGCUUUUUACCGGUAAAUAAAUUACUGUGUCUUGCAAACAAGUGGUUGCUUUCUCAUGCAUUGCUACCAUAGGGGUCCCCAAUACUUUUCGGUUCAGAGGCACUUGUUUUGUUUUGGACUACAAAAUGCCCGUUUCAUAGAACUAAGCCUGGUGAUGCUCAGAAUUCCUAAACGAGGAAAACGCCAACAAAUAAAUACAGAACUCAAGGCAGGUAACACUCCCCCAACAACCCCCCCCAGCCCUCCCAAACUGUCAUUUCAAUAAAUCAGCAGAGGCUGGAAACCUCAGUGGGCGCCAACAGCGUGAUGUGCCCCAACGUGCCACAUUGGACAAAAUAUGCAUCUUGAAAUUCAUAUUUUGUAGGGAGAAAAGCUGUCUUUUUUUCUUAAUAUUUUACCAGAAUUGUAAGAGUAUAUUACUGAAAACACAUACUUUUAUUUUAUUUUUUGCAAAUUACACCAAAAGACCAAAUCAGUAUGGUUCAUGUUCGAAAUGCCUGUUUUCAAACUACAUGUUUCCACUUCUAAAAGCCGCUUGUAGAAUGGGUGGGGGAACCUAAUAAAGCCUUUGUGUACUGGGGAUAUUGUGACAGGCCUGCUGUCAUGACUAUAUAUAGCAAAGACCGAUCUAUAAGCUGAUACAGCAAUACGUUUCUGCACAAUUUGAUGUAACGGCUGUUACUGGCAGAAACGACGUCAGUGUUGAGUUUCAAGUAUCAUUCGCCAAUUGUUAAUCUGGCAAGCACACUAAGAAACUGGUGCAUUGCAGUGGGUUUGUCAGAUAGCAUCACAAAUUGCUACAUCAACAUUUAUUUUUACUCUGAGGUGCUGUAUUCUACUCUUAAUA
Messenger RNA from Podarcis raffonei (Aeolian wall lizard), 2696 nucleotides. RefSeq names its product TTL family tubulin polyglutamylase complex subunit L1 (gene TTLL1). The record is from RefSeq and is a predicted model, not a curated record. Gene Ontology annotation, biological process: protein polyglutamylation; microtubule cytoskeleton organization. Gene Ontology annotation, molecular function: tubulin-glutamic acid ligase activity; tubulin binding. The transcript has 10 exons. NCBI's taxonomy places the organism in Eukaryota, Metazoa, Chordata, Lepidosauria, Squamata, Lacertidae. The coding region runs from base 97 to 1518 and encodes 473 amino acids. Gene Ontology annotation, cellular component: cilium.